Aspergillus nomiae NRRL 13137 is the source of this 1350-nucleotide messenger RNA. RefSeq names its product Ulp1 protease family protein. Gene Ontology annotation, molecular function: cysteine-type peptidase activity; deNEDDylase activity. The transcript is spliced from 7 exons. Gene Ontology annotation, biological process: proteolysis. The record is from RefSeq and is a predicted model, not a curated record. Bases 372 to 1154 code for a protein of 260 amino acids. Lineage: Eukaryota; Fungi; Ascomycota; Eurotiomycetes; Eurotiales; Aspergillaceae.
UGAUUGGCAGCUUGUCCCUGUUAGGAUCAACUCCACUUUCCUCCUCUUCGCUCCCCUGCCGAACACAAGUUGGUCAAACCACCGCAAUCACGGCUUGUUUCAUCUUUCGGAUUGGACGAUUUCCCCUUCAUCUGAUAGAGAAAUCCACAAGGAGCUACGAAGUUAAACCGCUUCACCAUUGGAAACGGUUGAUAGGGCCUCGGAUAGAUGCGCUCGAUAGCCAUCGAAUGCACAGCAACCGUUCCCCGCCCUCCACAACGGCCCCUCGAUUCAGCAGAAACAGGCCCACCGAUUGCCGCCCUCCAGAGAGAUUUGUGGAUAGAUAAUACAAUUGAGGUUCGGGAUUAUCGCGCAAGAUAAAGACGGACAGGAUGCUUGAUGGCGGAUUGGGCAAGUUGCAUAAGAGGAUGAAGCGGUUUGGUGAUACGUUGAACCCCGAUGAUGCGUAUUUGAGCUACUAUGACAUUCGAUUGACGAGAGAGGAUAUGCAAUCACUCAAGAAUGACUGGCUCACGGAUAAUAUCAUAUCCUUCUGGGAGGAAUACCUGGAACGCGAGUUUCUCGUCCAUUAUAAAUCAUCCAACAUUGUACUUCUGCGGCCCAGCAUGUCGUUCAUGAUCUUGCAGACACCCAAUCCGCACACGCUUCGGGAGGCCUUACCCGACUUCACGCGGACGACGCACGUCUUUCUUCCAAUCAAUGAUUGUCGCAAUGUAACUGAAGCUGAGGGCGGGUCUCACUGGUCGUUGCUUCUCAUAUCUAUUGUCGAUGGGAUAGCAUUCCAUUACGACUCACUUCCUCCUGGAAACAUCUGGGAAGCCCGGACGGUGACUAUGAAGUUUGGCACAUUACUCAAUCGACCCAUUCGAUUCAUUCACCUACAGGACUCGCCGGUACAAGAGAAUGGUAGCGACUGCGGUGUGUUUGUGUGCCUGAGUAUGCGGCAUCUGCUGCUGAAAAGGCUGUUGACUGCGAACGCCAGCGAGAAAGUCAGCAUGAGUCUGGGCGGAAUGAAAGUAGAUGCCCGCGGUGGAAGAAAAGAGAUGACGAAGAUCAUUGAUGGCUUCCGCAAGGAAGGCGAACGUCGGAGGUCAGCGAGUCUCAGCCCGCUAGGGAAGAAGUCAGCAAGCCCUGGCCCUCCACGAAUUGAAUGAUAAAAGUAUACUCGGGGCUGCAUAUGAAAACAAAUGGAUCGGCGAAGGCGUCAAGAGGAUGCGGAGUUCAAGUCUAUGGAUAAUGCAUACGUCAGACAGGACAUGGUUAUGAAAUAAGGCGGGGACCUUACCACUUCACGUUUUUCAUUCUCAGCAUCUUUUUACGCUCUGAUGGUUUCCCCUCCCUUUUCUCUAU